CAGGAUUCAGAGCGCACCCGCAGCCAUGACCGUGCCCAUCGCCAAGUCCUUUUACGACCUCAGCGCCACCACCUUGCAGGGGGAGAAGGUGGAUUUCAACAACUUUCGGGGUCGCGUGGUCCUCAUCGAGAAUGUGGCAUCACUCUGAGGCACGACUGUGCGGGACUACACCCAGCUUAACCAGCUGCAGGCCCGCUACCCUCGGCGGCUGGUCGUGCUGGGUUUCCCUUGCAACCAGUUCGGCUACCAGGAGAACUGCACCAACGAGGAGAUCCUCAACAGCCUCAAGUACGUGCGCCCAGGGGGUGGCUUUGAGCCCAACUUCACCCUGUUCCAGAAGUGCCAGGUGAAUGGGCAGAACACCCACCCUGUCUUCGCAUACCUGAAGGCGCACCUGCCUGCGCCAGCUGACGACGCGGUGCACCUAAUGGCAGAGCCACGCUUCAUGGUGUGGAGCCCUGUGCAGCGGGCUGACAUCUCCUGGAACUUCGAGAAGUUCCUGGUGGGCCCUGAGGGUGAACCUUUCCGGCGCUACAGCCCUCGCAUGCCCACCGCUCAGCUGGAGCCUGACAUCCAGCGCCUGCUCAAGCUGGCCAAGUAG
Molecule: messenger RNA, 601 nt
Organism: Rhea pennata
Lineage: Eukaryota; Metazoa; Chordata; Aves; Rheiformes; Rheidae
Gene: GPX2
Product: glutathione peroxidase 2
Exons: 2
Biological process (GO): response to oxidative stress
Molecular function (GO): glutathione peroxidase activity
Source: RefSeq, a predicted model, not a curated record